AAAAGAGGAGGUUUUAGUCGGUUUCUCCUGAAGUUCUUUCCACUCCUCUCUCUAUUGCUGUCUUUGGAACUCCCACAAAACCUCUGCUUUGACUAGCCCACGCACGCACAGUUACGUCACACGUCGCCCCACCCACAUAUUUCUGUAAACCACCUUGCGUAUGGAAGUAUGGCGGCCCCAGCGACACAACUACAAUUCGGCCAAAGUUUAUUGCUGAGAUUUUCACGUGAGAGCGAUGAAUAAGUACGCGAACCGACGAGUCUGUACCUUAGAGUUUGGCGACUGUAAACACGGGGAAGCUCUUGCAGGGAAAGUCACAGAUCUUUGGCUGGCGGAGUUUCCUCGAUUUCUCUUCGCCUUGAUUGAAGUGCCUUUAGUCUGGGUACCACAAGGGAAGAAACUCCGUAAAACGGGAAGAGUUGACACGGAAGUUUGAAAAAAACUGAUACACUGGCUUUGGAAAGACCAGCUGAUAAAGCAAAGCAAACAGAGGAGAGUAGCGAUGUUUUUGUAAUACAAGUGCACUUGCCCGACGUUUAUUACGGGCGUGCUAACAGCAAGAGCCAACUGUUGAAUGCUCGAUGUGCAUUUAAGGGUCUGGCGCUGCAUACCACCAGCUAACGUUAGUUAGCUUCCAUGGCUACCUUCAACAUUAGCUUGAGGUCGCCAGCUAACCAAUAAUAUACAUGUUCCUAUGGCCAUAAUCCUCUGAAAUGCCUGUCGUUGAGCUCUGAAGCACUCAGGUUCCAUUAAUGAAUGAUAAAUUGAAACAUACUGCAGUAAUUCAGAGCUGCAGAGCUGACUUGCAUCAUCUGCUCUGGGAAAGGGCAAACUGAGCCAGGGAAAGGGGUUCCUGUUUUCCCCCAAUCACCUACCAGCCUGGGAGCCAUCUGUUGGACGGUGAGCAACUGAGUCCAUCUUGGAGAGUCCCGGCUGCGGCCUGGCACCCUGCCCUUAUGGGGCAGCAGCCGGGAAAGUUUGUAGGGGACCAGAGGAGACCCAGUUUACCAGCCUUCAUCAAGGGUGCAAAGAGAGAGUCGUCACGUCAUGGGACCCAGCCCUGUAAUGUUUUUGCUGUGCAUGAAGCCCUCCAGAAACCAGACUUUGAGGGCCAGGGUCUGACAGAAGCAGCCCGCUGGAAUUCCAAAGAGAAUCUGUUGGCCAGACCCAGUGAGAAUGACCCCAACCUGUUUGUCGCACUGUAUGAUUUCGUGGCCAGUGGUGAUAACACACUUAGCAUUACUAAAGGAGAGAAGCUGCGUGUGCUGGGCUACAACCACAAUGGCGAGUGGUGUGAGGCACAGACCAAGAAUGGCCAGGGUUGGGUGCCAUCCAACUACAUCACCCCUGUCAACAGCCUGGAGAAGCACAGCUGGUACCACGGGCCAGUCUCACGCAACGCUGCAGAGUACCUGCUCAGCUCAGGCAUAAACGGAAGCUUCCUGGUCCGGGAGAGUGAGAGCAGCCCCGGGCAGAGGUCCAUUUCCCUGCGAUACGAGGGGAGAGUCUACCAUUACAGGAUUAACACUGCGUCUGACGGCAAGCUGUACGUCUCAUCUGAAAGCCGUUUUAACACACUGGCAGAACUGGUGCACCAUCAUUCCACUGUUGCUGACGGCCUCAUCACUACGCUGCAUUACCCUGCACCAAAGCGCAACAAACCUACCAUUUACGGAGUCUCUCCCAACUAUGACAAGUGGGAGAUCGAGCGCACUGACAUUACCAUGAAACACAAACUGGGAGGGGGGCAGUACGGAGAGGUGUACGAGGGGGUCUGGAAGAAGUACAACCUCACAGUGGCUGUAAAGACGCUAAAGGAGGAUACAAUGGAGGUGGAGGAGUUUCUCAAAGAGGCUGCUGUUAUGAAAGAAAUCAAACACCCCAACCUUGUACAGCUUUUGGACACUGCCAAUAUAUUCAUCUGUCUCACUGGAAAGAGAGUGUGCACACGAGAGCCACCGUUCUAUAUUAUCACAGAGUUCAUGACACAUGGUAAUCUGUUGGACUACCUGAGGGAGUGCAAUCGAGAGGAGGUCAACGCUGUGGUGCUGCUUCACAUGGCCACACAGAUCUCUUCAGCCAUGGAGUACCUGGAGAAGAAAAACUUUAUACAUAGAGACCUAGCAGCUCGUAACUGUCUGGUUGGAGAGAACCAUCUGGUGAAGGUUGCAGACUUUGGCCUGAGCAGGUUAAUGACUGGAGACACCUACACAGCUCAUGCGGGGGCCAAGUUCCCCAUUAAGUGGACGGCCCCUGAGAGUCUUGCCUACAACAAGUUCUCUAUCAAGUCAGAUGUGUGGGCGUUCGGUGUGCUGCUGUGGGAAAUCGCCACAUACGGAAUGUCUCCCUACCCUGGCAUUGACUUGUCCCAAGUCUACGAGCUGCUAGAGAAAGACUACCGUAUGGACAGACCAGAGGGCUGCCCCGAGAAGGUCUACGAGCUUAUGAGGCACUGUUGGAGGUGGAACCCAUCGGAACGCCCGUCAUUUGCUGAAACACACCAAGCAUUUGAGACUAUGUUUCAGGAGUCCAGCAUCUCAGAUGAGGUGGAAAAAGAGCUGGGGAAGAAAGAGAAGAAGGUGACUUUGGGCUCCAUCCAGCAAGCUCCAGAGCUGCCCACCAAGACCAGGCCCCUCCGCAAAAAUAUGGACAGCCGGGAUGGAGAUAGUCCUGACCUCUUGGAGCCAGACGCUGUGGUGUCAUCCCCCAUGCUCCCCCGGAAAGAGCGCCCCCUCCUUGACAGCAAUCUGAACGAGGAUGACCGCCUGCUCCCCAAAGACAAAGACAAGACCCGGGGCAGUGGCUUCCUCAGCCUCAUCAAGAAAAAGAAAAAGAAUGCACCAGCUCCGCCCAAACGCAGCUCCUCCUUCCGAGAGAUGGAUGUUCACUCUGAGCGGCGGGGGUUGACCCUAGACCCUCGAGAUGGCGAUGGCUUCAACAAUGGGACAUCUGUGGCUAUUAAUGACACCAGCCACAGCCUCGACCCAUCAAAGUUCCUAAGUGCCAAUAAUAAUGGGGCAGGGGGGAUCACCAAUGGGGCUCCUACCUAUCCAGGACCUUUAUUCCCCCGAAAGAAGGGAGUCCCUGCAGUUCCUGGUCCAGGAGCUAAGACCGCCACCACACCACCCAGUGAGGAGGAGUUGAUGGCUAACUCAAAGCGUUUCCUCUGGUCCUCCAGCAUGCCUUCUGGUUCAGAUGUCACUGAAUGGAGGUCUGUGACACUUCCACGAGACCCUGGCCCCCGCCACUUUGACUCAGGCACAUUUGGGGGAAAACCAGCUCUGCCACGCAAGAGAACCAGUGAGCAGAAAGGGGAAAACACUCCUCGAAUGGGCACCCUGACUCCCCCACCACAUCUGCCUAAGAAGGCUGAGGAAACACCUGACGAGGUGUUAAAAGACACUGAUCCCAGUCCUGGCUCUAGUCCCCAGGCACUGACUCCCAAGCUGGUCCAUAGACCAGGGACACAGGGGCUUGAGAACUCCAAGACCAGCGCUCUGCAUGCUGAACUUCUCAAGCCCAACGUGUUUCCUCCUUUAGGGGCUGCUGGAGAUGAGUGCAGGGCCCGUAGGCACAAGUUCCAGAAGCCCAAACCAGCUCCACCUCCGCCACCCACCAAUACCAAAACCAGCAAAAUCUCCCGCAGUCCCACUCAAGAAUCCCCCUCACCUUCGUCCAUCACCUCAGACACAAAAGCUAAGGGUCUCCUCUCUGCCUUGGAGCCCCACCACACAACCACUGCCAGUGACCAAGGCCGCUCACCUCUCAGUGAUGGCUCCAAAAAGCUUUCCCUUGGCUCCACCACCAAACCUCAACCUUUGAAGACCUCCUCCUCCACGUCAGUGACCUCCUCGCUCUCGAGUCAGAGCCUCGGAGGCUUCUCUUCCUCCCUCACAUCCCCCAGUGAACAAACCCCUGCCGCCACAUUCAUCCCCUUAGUGAACACCCGACGGUCGCUGCGCAAAACUGUACCUCGUCAGUCCUCAGAGCGUACACCUAACUCAGCUGUGACACGUGAAAUGGUACUGGAGGGCACUGAGCUGGUCCGAGCAGCCAUUUGUCGCAACUCAGAGCAGACAGGCAGCCACAGCGCUGUACUGGAGGCCGGCAAGAACCUGUCUAAGUACUGCAUGAGCUACGUGGACUCCAUCCAGCAGAUGAGGAACAAGUUUGCCUUCCGUGAGGCCAUCAACAAGCUGGAGAGCAGCCUGCGAGAGCUACAGAUCUGCCCCACAUCCACUGGAGGCGGUCAAACACAGCAGGACUUCACUAAGCUGUUGUCCUCCGUUAAAGAGAUCAGUGACAUUGUUCAGAGGUAGCGCAGCAUCCAAACGAAAAUGCAGAAACUGAAUCUUACUACCUUUUAUAGUGAGCUUGUGCAUGAGCUGUGGGCCAUGUUGGAGCUAGAGCAGAGUGUAGCUUUUACACCACAGUACACUCAGAAACACUUAAGCCUGUGGUUACUGUGGAUGAAAUCAAAGCAAUCUUGCAAUAUUGAAAGCAUUAACUAUGAAUAGAUAGUGUCUUUUGGCCUGAGUGAGGCCUUAUCAACGUGAUUAUAUUUCACGAGUCAUUUCUGAAAUCGUGUCUUUUAUGUCGUAGUCAUUUUUCCCCUUUUUAUCACAACACUAUUUAGGCAAAACUGUAUUGUUGUCAUCCUUCUUGGUGAUAUUUUACCAAGACAAAUAUCAAUGAGCUAAAACAAAAACCUCAUCUUGCUCUGAAAUGCCUUUUAACCCAUUAACGACUGAUCGUAGUUCAUUGGUGCCUGGUCUGAGUCAGGGAACUCUUGGAAACACAGUGUUCAGAAGUGGAUGCCUCAUUCCCACACACUUCCUUUUUCAUUUUGAACCAUUUCAACAUGUAUUGUUGUGAGAAAAUGUUAGUGUCUGUCCUGUAUGAAUCAUAGUAUUUGCAACCAAGUACCAUUCAAACAAAAGAGCUUGUUUGCCUCUGUAACACCAUAGUAACAAACAGUGCCUUAAACACUUACUGGCAGAGUUGCCUUUUUGACGUUUUUGACAUGUGUCUUCAGUUUAAUUGUGCCAAGUGUGUAACAAAAAUCUGUGUUUAUUGGAUUUCAGAUGUGUAAAUGCCAUACCAAAAAAACCUUUGUCUCCAGUCUGAUCUGGAGAGGGACCAGGGUGCUGGAUCUGUAGUAUUUGUGUCUGUUGUCCUUAGAUUGGACCUUUUUCUUCAGUCUGUUUUUAUGACUUUGAUUUCGUUACAUGCCAUCAGUAGCACCUUGGCCUCACAGCAGAACCAGCUGUUUGGAUCUGUUAAGAGGGAUCACAGAUCGAAACGGUGUUUAUUUGACCACUGAAGGGCCUCUUUGCCUGAGAUGACUAAUUUUGAUGGAGGGUUUAUGUCCCAUGGUUGCAAUGCUGUCUCAGAGGCGUUUCCACCCCAGCUAUCUAUCUAUCUAUCUAUCUAUCUAUCUAUCUAUCUAUCUAUCUAUCUAUCUAUCUAUCUAUCUAUCUAUCUAUCUAUCUAUCUAUCUAUCUAUCUAUCUAUCUAUCUAUCUAUCUAUCUG
Sphaeramia orbicularis (orbiculate cardinalfish) is the source of this 5533-nucleotide messenger RNA. It is a transcript of the gene abl1, whose product is annotated as c-abl oncogene 1, non-receptor tyrosine kinase. The transcript is spliced from 13 exons. The coding region runs from base 957 to 4319 and encodes 1120 amino acids. The record is from RefSeq and is a predicted model, not a curated record. Gene Ontology annotation, biological process: protein phosphorylation. Lineage: Eukaryota; Metazoa; Chordata; Actinopteri; Kurtiformes; Apogonidae. Gene Ontology annotation, molecular function: ATP binding; protein binding; non-membrane spanning protein tyrosine kinase activity.